AUGCGCUGGCCGCCAUGGGCUUCGGAAUCGCAAGCCCAAACAACCGAUGAAUCCAAAUCGCUGACCGCAUCCCUCUCCUCCACCGCCUCUUCCAAAGCUACCGAUCUCAAGAAAUGGCUGUUGGCGCUUGACUGGGCCGCCUUCGCCGAGCCUCGAACCCUCCUCUCCACCGCUAUCCUGACGACCGCGAUCCUGGGCGCCGCGCGCCUCCACCGCCGCUAUCUAAGCCGCUUCCCCGACGCCGUGAGUAUCUCGCCAUGGUACUUCCGGAAGAGGAGCCUCCUGGGCAAGGUCACGAAUGUCGGUGAUGGUGAUAACUUUCGGAUCUAUCAUACUCCUGGCGGGAGGCUGUUUGGGUGGGGUUGGUUGCCGUGGAAGAAGGUUCCGACGGCGAAGAAGGAUUUGAGGGAUAAAACGGUUCACGUGCGCUUGGCUGGUAUAGAUGCCCCCGAACUCGCGCAUUUCGGUCGCCCGGAACAACCUUUUGCUCGCGACGCGCACGAGUGGCUGACGUCGUAUCUCACCAAUCGUCGGGUCCGCGCCUACGUACAUCGCCAGGACCAGUACCAACGUGUCGUGGCGACCGUGUAUGUGCGACGGAUGCUGGACUUCCCGAUCCCGUUCCGCCGUCGCGACGUGUCGUAUGAGAUGCUGAGACGGGGACUGGCGACGGUGUACGAGGCAAAGGCUGGGUCGGAAUUCGGCGGUCCGAAGAUGGAGCAGAAAUAUAGGAAAGCGGAAUGGUGGGCGAAGAAGAAAGGGUCGGGGCUCUGGAAGGGCUUCCGGGGUAAUAAGGACUGGGAAAGUCCGAGAGAAUAUAAGACUAGGAUGGGCGCGCAGGACCAGUCGCAGGAAAACGGGGGAAAGAAAUGA
Messenger RNA from Aspergillus melleus, 873 nucleotides. RefSeq names its product thermonuclease family protein (gene lcl3). The record is from RefSeq and is a predicted model, not a curated record. The coding region runs from base 1 to 873 and encodes 290 amino acids. The transcript is spliced from 2 exons. Lineage: Eukaryota; Fungi; Ascomycota; Eurotiomycetes; Eurotiales; Aspergillaceae. Gene Ontology annotation, cellular component: cytoplasm; mitochondrion.